AUGCUUUUUGAGAAAUUAUAUUCGGAUGUCCAUUUCCAACUGGAGGAUCAUUCUGCCGAAUUCAGUGUUGGAGACAGGAUCAAGGGAACUGUUCUCAUUACCCCACGAAAAAGCAUCUCGCCACAGCAAUUGAGCAUAUCUUUCGAAGGCAAGGUCAACAUAAAUAUUGACAGGACCGAAAACGCCGUACCACUUGCACCAUCGACAGCAUACCAGACAUUCCUCCAUAUGGAAGAGCCACUUGAACUUAAGCAUCUGUUACAACCUGGUCUGCUACUUCAAGCUGGAUUAAGAUACAAGAUCCCAUUUGAAUUUGUGGUUCCUUCUGGGAUACCGCAUCAGAUAUGCCAGCAUCCUUGUCACCACAUGCAGGUUCGUCAAGAACAUCUGCUACUUCCUCCGAGUAUUGGACAACAUGAUAUGACACCCGAAGCAAUAUCAAUUACAUACAGUAUAAAUGUCAGAACGACUAAAGGAAUUCGUCGAGAUGGAGUGUCAACAGUCGCUCAAUGGGUGCUGCCAUUGGCUAUUCACUCACCGCGGCCAGAACGAGCACCUGUGCUAGUGCCAGAAGACAGCAAGUUCUACUGUCUCUCUCAAAAGAAGCGCAUCACCAAGUCCCUGUUAUCUCUGACCCAACAGGGAACUUUAUCGGUGCGGGCGACACAACCAACAGCUAUCCGACAACGAGAACCCGCAAUUGGAUACAUACCAGUUGACUUACAGUAUCUAGCCAUUUCCCAGCAACAUUUGCCACAGGUGUCGUUGAUAUGUGUUAGGCUGAAUGCUGUUACAAUAUUCGGUGAGAAACCAGAAGUACAUCUUCCAGAGGCAAUGGGCUCUUUGGAGGGGGACCAAUAUCGACGCUUCCACGAACAAAGAGAACCAUUAGGAUGUUCAACCCCAGGACCGUUGGAGUGGCAUAAACAUUAUCCAGACGACCAAUCUACACUCGAAGCUGACACAUCGAAAGAAGUUUAUAAUGCUUCGUUGAAGGUGCUUAUCAAGCUCCCGGAGCAGUUAAACCUGCCUCCAACCUUCAGUUGCUGUCUUGUUUCGCGAAUAUAUUCGUUAACAGUGACUCUUCAACUUCGAAUACCAGGACAAUGGAGCAAAAAUCCCAGCAUCUCAAUGACAGUCCCGGUUCAGAUCUGCUCGUAGACUUGGAACGGGAACUUUGAUCGUUUUAACUGAUG
Messenger RNA from Aspergillus sclerotioniger CBS 115572, 1196 nucleotides. RefSeq lists its product as uncharacterized. The transcript has 2 exons. The coding region runs from base 1 to 1161 and encodes 386 amino acids. Lineage: Eukaryota; Fungi; Ascomycota; Eurotiomycetes; Eurotiales; Aspergillaceae. The record is from RefSeq and is a predicted model, not a curated record.